AUGGGUCAAGUUCUCUCUACUGAAGGUACUACUCCUCACAAGGUCACAAUUCCCGGUCAGGGUACCCUAACCGGGUACACUUUUAGCUCGAGCAGAACUAACAAUGCAACGACUCACAGAUUCGCUAAGGUUCCUUACGCUCAACCUUUCACAAAGGAGACCAGGUUCAAAAAGCCAGUCCCAUUGGGAGAUGACUACGAUUACACAGGGGACUACAAAGAGUUUGGGUUGAAAUGUCCUCAGCCUAGUGUUCCAAAUCCAAUGUUUGGAUGGAAAAAGUCUCCUUCCGAUGAGAAUAUCAAUUACCUCAAUAUUUGGGUACCAGCAAGCGAUAAGUACAAAGGUAAAGACGGCUGGCCCGUGCUCGUUUACAUUCAUGGGGGCUGGCUUCAAUACUCCUCUCCAUCAAAUGAAUUCUUUAACACAAUUGAGAUGUUCGAUGACGAGGAAUUCGACCAAAAGUACAUCCUGGUCACUCCUGGUUACCGUUUGAAUAUGUUUGGUUUCCUUUCUGGUAAAGAACUUUUGGAAGAAGAUGAAUCGUCUUCUAACUUCGGUUUUUGGGAUCAAAGGUUAGCUAUCGAAUGGACUUACAAGUAUAUCAAGCAUUUUGGUGGUAAUCCAGAAAAGAUCUCAGUUGGUGGUAUUUCUGCCGGUGCAUAUUCUACGUUUUUCCAGCUUGCCUAUGAACUUUAUCACCCUGAAGAUACCCAAAUCAUCAAGCAAGUGCUAUUCUUCUCGAACUUGGUGUAUGUUCAACCAAAACGUAUUGACGAAUGUCAGGGGCAAUUCGAUGAAAUUAUGGACAAAUUGGGCUUGGAUUCCAAUACUCCAAACGAAGUGAAGCUUGCUACCCUUCGUGAACUUGAUCCAGAAUUCAUUGAAGACUUCAUUCCAACCCUAAAAAACCACACUUUCAGAGCUGUUACUGAUGGCAAGUUCAUUUCUUCCACUUUGAUUCAGGAUUUAGAUUCUGGAGAGUAUACAAGGAGACUUUUGACCAUUAAGGGCAAUGAUUUCAGGAUUCUUUGUGGUGAAGUAAACAACGAACCAUUUAUUUAUUCUUUACUAAAUACCCCACAAACUUUGGAUGAUCUGCCAGUUCAACUGGGCAACUACUAUCCAAAGAAUGUUGUUGACUCGUUGCUUGAUUUGUAUAAGGUGGAGAAACUGAACCCAGAGAGCCCCACUUUCAAAGAAGAUUUAAGAGUUGCAUACGGUGACAUAAUCGGUGAUGGUCAAGUGUAUGCAUCCAGUAGAGGAUAUCUAGCCAAACUUGUCGAGCACGGCUUCCCUGCUCAAAACGUUUUCCGAUACAGAGUAUCUUACAGGGCCAAGUGGCUAGAUAGCCACAUCAAGCCUGAAAUCCGAGUUCCUCACGCAGGUGAUUUCUCAGUUUGGUUCUAUUGCUUGCGUGAAGGUUAUACGGAAACUGAAAGACAGACUAUCAAUAGAUGGCUACAGCCCUACUUGCAGUUCUUAAACUUCAAGAAAAUCCAAGAUUGGGAUUCUGCUGACAUUAAAAAAUAUAGACUAUUCAAGGAGGAUGGCUCUUUUGAAUACAUUGAUGAUAUUCAUUGGGACUGGGGUGUGAAGGUGGCCACGACUGCUUACAAGGCACAAUUGCCUGCCUGA
Molecule: messenger RNA, 1635 nt
Organism: Kluyveromyces marxianus DMKU3-1042
Lineage: Eukaryota; Fungi; Ascomycota; Saccharomycetes; Saccharomycetales; Saccharomycetaceae
Exons: 1
Coding region: 1-1635 (544 amino acids)
Source: RefSeq, a predicted model, not a curated record